AUGAAGUCAACUACCAUCCCAACACUAUCUCCUGUAGAGAAGCUGGGUCUUGGGGUAAAGAUACUUCUUCUACCCGGAACCAUCGUGGGCAUUCUCAUUAGAGGCCUGCCACUUGCCAUCCAAUACAAAGUCCCGUUGAAUCUCUGGUUUAGCUGCAUGGUCGGACGCAUCCUCCUCGGUAACUUCAACCCACGCCAGAUCCAAUUCCUCUCAACGCCAACGAUAGAUGCCUACACAGCCUGGAUCAAAAAGCAGCGAGACCAGGGUCGUCACUCUCGUCUAAGCAUCGACAUUGAGCCGCUUACUGGCACUGACGCUUCCAUAUUAUGGAUCGGCAAUCGUAAGAAGGCAUCUAAAUUCGUACUCUUUUUGCAUGGCGGCGGAUACGUUGCGCCCCCUCUACCGGGCCACUUCACUUGGUGCUGGGAGGCGUAUGUCAACGGUGGACCUGGGACGGAAAAAGAGGUUGCUGUUGCGUUUUUACAGUACACUCUGGCUCCAGGUGCUAAAUAUCCCGAUCAACUCCGUCAAGCUUCCGCCGCUCUAGAUCAUGUACUUCAAAGCGGCGUGAACCCAAGUGAUCUGAUAGUCGGUGGUGACUCGGCUGGAGGGAAUUUGGCAGCUCAACUCGCUUACCACCUCCUACAUCCGAACCCAGCUGUCCCGGAAGUCAAGCUUGAAAGACCAUUAGCAGGAAUGUUCUUGGUUUCUCCAUGGCUAAGCGACCGAACAGACACGGCUUCCUUCGAAAGCUACGGCAAUGUCGACAUGCUUUCUGCAGGCUUGCUCCAACACACGUCCAUACACUCAUUCAGCAGUGAAAAUCUGAAACCAAAAGUCAACCAAGCUCACCCCGCUCUCCCCAUGGAUGGAGAUUUAUCAUGGUUGAGCGAUCUCCCAACGAUCACGAAAGCACUCUACGUUACUAUUGGAGCACGCGAGGUCUUUUGUGAUGCAGUCGUCGAAUUUGGGAAAGCUGCUCAGGAGAAAUGUCGGUCUAUUCCUGUAGUGCUUGAAGUUGGUGAGCGUGAGUGUCAUGACUUUAUACUGAUUGAGAACCAAGCAGAGGUGAUAGGGGAUGCUACGGAGAGGAUGAGGAAAUGGGCGUCGAGGAUAUUAGUGGACUAG
This is a messenger RNA of Fusarium verticillioides 7600, 1128 nucleotides long. RefSeq lists its product as hypothetical. The transcript is spliced from 2 exons. NCBI's taxonomy places the organism in Eukaryota, Fungi, Ascomycota, Sordariomycetes, Hypocreales, Nectriaceae. The coding region runs from base 1 to 1128 and encodes 375 amino acids. Gene Ontology annotation, molecular function: hydrolase activity. The record is from RefSeq and is a predicted model, not a curated record.